UUUGAGGUUAGAAUAUUGAGGUUAGAUCAGUAUUUUGGGAUUGUUUACAAAUAAAAAAGAAGUUUCUCUGGAAAAAAUGGAAAUUGAAGGAAGAGUGUGCAGAACCUGUCUCAAAGGAGACAUUGAGCUAAUCCCACUGGACGUAAAGUCCGAGGAUGAGUUACAAGGAAAGCAAAUGUUGGAAUAUCUCUUGGGCAGUGAGAUCCUUGAUAGUGAAAUCUUCUCAGCAAUCUGUGAACCGUGCAGGACAACACUAACCGUGUCCUGCACCUUCAAGCAACAGUGCAUCCUGUCUGAGGAGAAGAUCACGGAAUAUUUGUAUGGAGAUGACAAAAAGGAUCUCUUUAAAAAGGAAGAAGUUGUUGUAGAAACAUACGAAGAUCCCCUGACUGAUGAUGAAAAUGCUGAUUAUGUGGAAGAGGAGAUUGUUGAAGCUCCUCCUGAAUCACUUGACAAAGAGAUUGAUGCUGAUACAAUUCAUGCCACGGAUAAUUUUGAAUUAUAUCCACCAGAUAUGCCUUUAUCACCCGAAGAACUCCAGGAGAAUGACAAGGACGAAGAUGAGGAAGUUGAUCCCCAAGAAAAAUCACCAGAAAGUGCUGAGCAGUUAACUAAAAAUUCACGGAGAUGCACCAGCUGCCAAAUUACCUUUGCGGAUUUACCUGCUUACCAAAAACACUACCAAAAGCAACACAGACGGCGAAAAGGAGACAAGUCACCGAAGGACUCAAAGGACAAUGAUAAAUCCACACCAAAGGAUGAUAAAAUCAGACACUGUGGAGCGUGUGAUAAAACAUUCCAGGGUAUUAACAAGUACAAAAAUCACUACUACCACGUGCAUGCGAAGAAGCCAGGAAAAAGACAAAAAAUCCCAAAAGAGUUCAAGGAAAAGGCAGACCCGCCCCCAAAAGCUUCGGAAUUGAAGAAGAAGAAAAUCACAAAAUCUCCCGAGAAGCAGGAACAAAAAUCAGGAAGUGGAAUGACUUGUCGUCCAUGUCAGCUCACAUUUUCCGACGUAAAAGACUACAGAACCCACUACUGGCAUGAGCACGUAAAGAAUCAACCAGGAAGCAAUAAGAAGACCGUGUGUGAGGACUGUGGCAAAACCGUAAGCUUGUGCAGGAUAAAAAUCCACAGAUUAGCUCAUCGGGGCAAGUCCUUUUUCUGCUCAAUUUGCUCAAUGGGAUUCACAAUGAAGGAAAAUCUCACGGUUCACAUGCGGAUUCACAAUCAAGAGAAGAAGUUCACGUGCAAGUACUGCAAUGAGAGUUUUGUUCAUUGGAGAACGCGCAAGACGCACAUCCUCAAGUACCAUGAGACGGAUAAACAGCCUGAAGCCUUUGAAUGUAGCAUGUGUGAUAAGAAAUUUGGUCAGAAGUACUAUUUGGACUUCCACAUGCGCAAACAUCGUGGUGAUCUCCGGCAUGAAUGCUCCGUUUGCCAGAAGAGAUUCAUCUCUAAAUAUGCACUUAAAAUGCACUUGAUAACACAUACGGGGGAGAAAAAUCACAUUUGUACAGUUUGUGGCAAAGCUUUCGGGACAAAGGGGGUCCUAAAGUUGCAUAUGGUCACCCAUACGGGAGAAAGGAAUUACGUGUGCGACGUAUGUACUAGAUCCUUCACACAGUGCCACGUCCUGCGCUCACAUAUGCGUGCAGCUCACCCAGAACACCCACUACCACCGCCAGGAACGAUCCUGAAGAAGAACUACAAAGGUCCUCUUGUCAUUCAUCAAGAGACACAAGAAUUGUCUCAAAUAUCGGAAAAUGAUGAAGAUGAAAUGCUAAAGUAUGACGAUGAUGAUAUUUCUGAGCAAUCUGUAAUAAUUGAAGAAAUUGCAUAAUAAAUUAGCCGAAAUUGCA
Lutzomyia longipalpis is the source of this 1862-nucleotide messenger RNA. Its product is annotated as zinc finger protein 782-like. NCBI's taxonomy places the organism in Eukaryota, Metazoa, Arthropoda, Insecta, Diptera, Psychodidae. The record is from RefSeq and is a predicted model, not a curated record. Bases 77 to 1843 code for a protein of 588 amino acids. The transcript is spliced from 2 exons. Gene Ontology annotation, molecular function: zinc ion binding; RNA polymerase II cis-regulatory region sequence-specific DNA binding; DNA-binding transcription activator activity, RNA polymerase II-specific. Gene Ontology annotation, cellular component: nucleus. Gene Ontology annotation, biological process: regulation of transcription by RNA polymerase II.